AUCUCCUCUUAUGCGCUCAUAACAUUUCUGUGUUCCUUUCCUUGGUUUUGUAUUUUACCCUUCUUUCCUCCUGCCAUGGUCACCCCGACGUCUUCGCGCUCCUCCUCGGCGUCCUCGUCCGCACCACGGACACCCCCGAAUCUCCAUCAGAACAGCAUCGAUCCCUCAGCUAAAUGGCUGGUACAGAAGUUCGGGGGGACGAGCGUUGGCAAGUUUCCAGUGAAGAUCGCGCAGGAGAUCGUUGCAAACUAUGUGGACGACAAUAAGGUCGCCGUCGUGUGUUCAGCGCGUUCGGGCUCGACCAAAGCUCUUGGCACGACCAGUCUGCUACUCAGGGCAGCAUCUGAAGCACUUCGGCGCGGUCCUGCGAGUCCCAAGCGCAAUGGCAGCAUCGACACUCCGGGCAUCAUGACCCCUGUCACCAAGAGUGUCUUUGGUUCUUCUACUACGCCCCCACAAUCCGGUUCCCCUCCCUCAAGCCCGCGCAGCCGCAAUGGCUCCAACGCAAGAGACGGAUCUCCCUCUACCUCCUUCGGUGGCUUCACACCCAUGACACCCCCUCCGCCCGACUUCCACGCCACCGCCGACCUCAUCCGACAAGAGCACCUCAAGGCCGCGAGAGAGUCCGUGCAGGACCUAGACAUCCGGAGACAAUUAGAGGACGAGAUCGAGCGCGACUGCGACUGGCUAUUGCACUAUCUGUCUGCUGCUCAGAUCAUCGACGAGGUCUCCCCGCGGUCAAGAGACACCAUAGUCGGUCUGGGCGAACGGCUAGCGUGUAAAAUCAUGACAGCAGUACUACGUGAUCAGGGUAUAGACGCAGAAUACGUAUCAUUAGACGACGUCGUACCUCAGGAAGACGACAGCGAUUCCGCGAAUCCGGGCUCAUUAGAUCAGAGCUUUUACGAUCGCCUAUCGGUCGCUCUCGGCGAGCGCAUCCAGCAAUGUGGCUCCCGUGUGCCAGUGGUGACCGGCUUCUUCGGUCCAGUACCUGGCUCCCUAUUGCACCAAGUUGGUCGUGGGUACACCGACCUCCUCUCCGCCCUCCUCGCGGUUGGCCUCGAAGCGUCCGAGCUGCAGAUCUGGAAGGAGGUCGACGGCAUCUUCACCGCCGACCCGCGCAAAGUGCCCACCGCGCGCCUGCUCUCCAUCAUCUCGCCCGACGAGGCCGCCGAGCUGACCUACUACGGCAGCGAGGUCGUGCACCCGUUCACGAUGGAGCAGGUCAUCCGGCGCAAGAUCCCCAUCCGCAUAAAGAACGUCGAUAAUCCGCGCGGUGGUGGCACAGUCAUCUUCCCUGACCCCGACGCGGACGCGAUCCAGGAGACCGAGACGGGCGGGACGGUGCCCGAGCCCGCAUCGCUGUCGAUGCUCGAGAACUUGUCGCUCAUGGCGGAGGCGCACCACCACCGGAAGAUGCCGACGGCGGUGACGAUCAAGGAGAAGAUCGUCGUGCUGAACGUGAACUCGAACCGGAAGAGCGUGAGCCACGGCUUCCUCGCGGGCAUCUUCGGCACGCUCGACCGCUUCGGCGUCGUCGUCGACCUCAUCAGCACGAGCGAGGUGCACGUCAGUAUGGCGAUUGAGGACUCGCUCGCGCCGAAGCUGCUCGACCGGCUCGUCACCGAGCUCAGGAAGAGCGGGACGGUGUCGGCGCACCGCGAUAUGGCCAUCCUGUCCCUCGUCGGGAAGCAGAUGCGCAAUAUGGUCGGCAUUGCGGGGCGGAUGUUCACGACUUUGGCGCAGGGCAAUGUGAACAUCGAGAUGAUCAGCCAGGGCGCGAGCGAGAUCAACAUCUCCUGCGUCAUCGAGGCGCGCGAUGCGGUCAAGGCGCUCAACCUCAUUCACCAGAGCUGUCUGAACAUCAAGCCGGAGCCGUCCACUGGCCCCUGGCUAUUCUAACCCUACCACUGGAAAAGAUAACCACACCAAAAAUCGGCCAUACCCAUAAGAGCCGUUGUAGCAUACACCUGUAAUACCUCCAUCCACGGACUCUUCCCCUCCUACCCUCAUCGAGGCUGGCUCCAACAUGCCGUCGCGGGCGCGCAUCCAACUGCGCCGCCCGACCGUCGUUGGCUCCAACGCCACCCACACCCUCUCGCUCCCCUCGACCAGGGUUCGUGGCUGCUCCCUAUACGGGAAGCUUGCUACCGCCCACUCGCGUCGAGGGCCGCCCGGCUCCAACGCCACCCCGAGUCGCUGGCUCCAACGCCCACUCGUCCCGCCGCGAUGCUCCAACGCCGCGGCUGAUGAUGACCCCUGCGUCAAUUGGGCAAUGAUACUGGCGAUUUUACCCAGUG
Molecule: messenger RNA, 2300 nt
Organism: Schizophyllum commune H4-8
Lineage: Eukaryota; Fungi; Basidiomycota; Agaricomycetes; Agaricales; Schizophyllaceae
Product: aspartate kinase
Exons: 6
Coding region: 76-1902 (608 amino acids)
Biological process (GO): amino acid biosynthetic process
Molecular function (GO): aspartate kinase activity
Source: RefSeq, a predicted model, not a curated record